AUGGACCGGAAAACGCCUUCUCCACGGGCAAUCAUGACGCCAGGACGUGCCAUGGUCGUCAUCAAUUGCUUAUCCGCCAGAAAACAUCUUCUCCGUCAUCGAUUGCUUCUCCGCCGGAAAACGACGAAAGACACCUUCUCCGUUGUCGAUCCUCCUAUUGCUUCUCAGCAGGAAAAGGCCUUUCUCUGGCGCUUUGCAGUGACCUUCUUAGCCAUGGUCGUCAUUGGUGGUGGUUGCAACCUCGUGGUCUCCGUUUUGGGAUUGAAUCCAAAGCUGGGGCGUCACCUGGCUCUCAUAUAA
Prunus armeniaca (apricot) is the source of this 300-nucleotide messenger RNA. The record is from the annotation of a GenBank genome assembly. NCBI's taxonomy places the organism in Eukaryota, Viridiplantae, Streptophyta, Magnoliopsida, Rosales, Rosaceae.